CGGUGUUCCCGCAGGGGGAUUUCACUCGCACCGGAGAGAGGAGACUGGCCGGCGUGAUGAAGGACGGAGUAAACUCCGCCAAUCGCUAUUACUUAAACCGCUUCAAGGAUGCGUACAGACAGGCGGUGAUAGAUCUGAUGCAGGGGGUCCCGGUGACCGAAGAUCUUUAUUCCAUAUUCACCAAGGAGAAGGAACACGAGGCGCUCCACCGACAGAGCCAGCGGAACCACCAGGAGCUCAUCAGCCAGCUGCUCCAGAACUACAUGCAGAUCCUCCUGCCGGACAGCGAGAAGUUCCACGGCGGCUGGGCGCUCAUUGACUGCGACCCCAGGUAUGACUGCGACCCCAG
Molecule: messenger RNA, 349 nt
Organism: Nanorana parkeri
Lineage: Eukaryota; Metazoa; Chordata; Amphibia; Anura; Dicroglossidae
Product: phosphatidylinositide phosphatase SAC2-like
Exons: 2
Biological process (GO): regulation of endocytic recycling; phosphatidylinositol dephosphorylation
Cellular component (GO): early endosome; clathrin-coated endocytic vesicle
Molecular function (GO): phosphatidylinositol-4-phosphate phosphatase activity
Source: RefSeq, a predicted model, not a curated record